Messenger RNA from Centropristis striata (black sea bass), 971 nucleotides. RefSeq lists its product as uncharacterized. The transcript is spliced from 4 exons. The record is from RefSeq and is a predicted model, not a curated record. Lineage: Eukaryota; Metazoa; Chordata; Actinopteri; Perciformes; Serranidae. The coding region runs from base 1 to 795 and encodes 264 amino acids.
AUGACUGUUUCUUUCCGCAAAGGACCACUUGGAUAUCUCCGUCAGGAUCCAACUGAUGCAGCCAGAGUCAUCAAGGACAACCCUUCGCUACAGGACAAGUCGGCACCUGUAAAGGCAGAUUUGGUCAGACAGAAUGCCCUCACUGUGGUCCGUCAGAGAGGAGGGGAUGCGUCAGAUAAAACUGAGGUGUUCGGAGAAUACAUUCUGCAGUUUGGAAAGUACAAAGGGAAGUCCUUCCGCUGGCUACUUGAGAAUGAUAUUGGAUAUACCAUCUACCUACUCAAGAGCCAGCAAAAAGAAAAAGAGGCUGCAGGACUAUUCAUGGCAGAGGGGCAUAGCAAGGACAGCCUACUGUCAUUUCUGAGCUAUGCCCUUAGCUUUGCAGAGAUCCAGUCCCUUCUGAACUAUGAGACAGCCAAACCAGUUGUGAUGGCAGCAUCAGAGGAUGACCAGCUGGUGGGUUUUGGUUAUCGUGCCAAAAACACCUGGCGAGAAAUCUGGGACAGUAGGGAUGAUGGUUACACAGCUUUUAUUCUCAAGAAAAGCUGUGUUCCAGGGACAAAAAUGCACAAGCUUCAACAAUACCUGCAGAAGAAGCAACACUCAACCUCUGCCUCUUCUCAGAUGAAGCAUGCCUCACAAGCUCCUGCUGAAGCUAUGGUGAUGGAUGAAGAUAUGGAGCUGGAGAGAGCGAUGCUGAGUAUCUCUCCUUCCAAGCAUCACAUGGAGAGCUCCGUUCCUGCAACAUCCUCAGCUGCCAGACCACAAGAGGCUUCAGGAACAGAAAGAGGUUGACCACGUUCUGGUCGUGUCUGUGUUUUGGUGUUCUACUUAAGAGUCCUAGUGACUAUGAAUUGAUUCCAGUCAUGAUGAGGGUAAGUAUCAUUCCUUAUUUCCUUAUAUGAAUAAAAUGCUAAAACUGCUGUGGUGACUAACACUUGAAUGCAUGUGUUUGCAGUGUGCCAUGUUGC